AUACCCACAAUUUAGAAUGUCAUGAUCGAUGUAAACAAUUUUGUUUACGUUUUUUAGAGGUGUGUGGAAAUACUAAAAGCUGAUUGGUUGUUGUUCAGUUGACCUAUAUGAAUGAGGACUGAGUCGCAGAGAAAAUGUCAGAUUCAGAGAGCAUCAAAAAGUUGUUUAAGGCAAGCCAUGACAUGAAGAAGAAAUCUUACAGUCCCUACAGCAAAUUCAGGGUUGGAGCGGCGCUGCUUUGUGACGACGGCACUGUUAUUACGGGUUGUAAUGUGGAGAAUGCCUCCUAUGGAUUAACGAUAUGUGCAGAAAGAACGGCCCUAACAAAGGCGGUAUCAGAGGGCCACAGACGAUUCAAAGCCAUCGCCAUCUCAAGUGACCUGAAGACCUCUUUUAUUGUACCAUGUGGGGCAUGUAGACAGUUUAUGGUGGAGUUUGGAACAGACUGGGAUGUAUAUAUGACCAAGCCUGACGAUACCUACAAACUGAUGAAGACAGGAGAGUUACUUCCAUUAGGUUUUGUACCGGAAGCCUUGGAGGAGGAAAGAAUCAGUCAAAUGGCAUGAGGCCCUUAAAUUAUUGCUAGAUAAAUCAGUAUUAUAUCUACUAAAGUGCGAGUCUAUCCACCUCGCUUGAGAUUAUGUUAUAAUCAGAAAAAAAAGAUGGGCGAAUAAGCAGAUAAAAUUGCCUAUGGUUCGAAAAAUAUUGCAUAAAACAAUUCUAACAAAAUAUUUUCUUUAAUAAUCUGAAAAGUAUUGAAAUAAUUCGUAUAUGAAAUAUCACACACAUACUAAAAAUAGUUGAUCUUUCCACCAAAACAGUUUAUGCCUGAGUAGAAUCCAAGAUUUCUACAUUAUUAAAAUAAUUAAGUGCAUAUUGUACAUAUUAUAAUAGAUCAAAGACUUUUGGUUGGACAAAGUUAGAAAGACAGUGCUGCAGCAGCUGCACCUGUUUCAUAUUUGCUUACACACACAAUGCAUGCUGGGGAAUAUUCGUGUCCAGAAAUUUGUUCAUCGAAUUUUAUUAUAUCACAAAUUUUAUUGAGUGGCAUCGAAUUUUAUUUCGUGGCCAUGAGUAAUUAACAAAAAUAUAUAUACAUCGUACCAUAAUAGUUGCACCAAGUAAGGUCCAAGAAAACUCAAUUUCUUUUUACUCUAGAAAAAUUUUUCUCUUGGAGAUAAUAUUCUGCUGAAAAAAAUUUGUUUACCAUGCAAGAAUUUAUAUCUUUAAAUCAAAUAUUAAAACUUCGAAUAUUUGAUUCAGAAUUGAACUUUAUUUUAUACACUUGAAGAUAUGGAUAUUCCACACACAUAAUUCGCCGAUGUUCUUUACCCUGUU
This is a messenger RNA of Saccostrea cuccullata (small rock oyster), 1338 nucleotides long. Its product is annotated as cytidine deaminase-like. The record is from RefSeq and is a predicted model, not a curated record. Gene Ontology annotation, cellular component: cytosol. Gene Ontology annotation, molecular function: zinc ion binding; cytidine deaminase activity. The transcript is spliced from 5 exons. NCBI's taxonomy places the organism in Eukaryota, Metazoa, Mollusca, Bivalvia, Ostreida, Ostreidae. Bases 135 to 566 code for a protein of 143 amino acids.